AUGACAGCCGACUUUUCCAUCUCAUGCAGCACAAAUGAAGAGACAUUUUUGCCGGUGAUUCGUGUGGUAGUGCUCGGGGACGCAAAGGUGGGCAAGACAGCGUUGCUUCGGCAGUACAUCCACCAUGAGAGCCCUUCUUCAUCAAGUAGCAUUGGUUCAACGCUGCUCGAUUCUUACACGCACGUCGAGUACUGUGGCACGCAGCCAUAUCGGCUCAUAUUUACGGAUUGCAGCAGCUCCCCGUCCUUUCGCGAGCACCGUGCAGCAUAUCUGGCCAGGUGCAACUUAGUUAUUCUUGUCUACUCGGUGCGUCGUCGUAAGACACUGUUGAAUUUGCACCGCUGGAUGGAGGAGGUCGUGGAGGCACGUGGCUCCACAGAGCCGGAGCCUGCCUCCACAACCGGCGACUUUACUGAGGUACCCAUAUUUAUUGUAGGGACACACUACGGAGAACAGGGUGCAUUGAAGGCGGCGAACCCGACAAGCACGGACGAGGCGGAAAGCGUCACGGCAGAUUGCCUCCAUUCCGUCGGCUAUUUCAUUGACAGAGAUGACGCAGAAGCUGAGGUGGGGCUACAGACGAAUGCGGCGCAGACACAGAAGGCUCAACAGCAUCGGCAGCGACGGAGGGAAAAGGAGAAGCACUCUCCUCUCGUCUUCCAGAACUUCUUCCAAAAACUUUUCAACAUCAAUGCAGACGACAAGGGCACUGACGCCGCCACCAAGGGGAAGGCGACAUCGGCCGGAGUGGCGUCUCAUCAGCACCAUCAGUCAGCAUCUCCUGUGCAUAGCAACGGUGACCUCCCGCUGCCAACCUCCACUUUGCUGGCCCCGCAGCUCCGAAGCAACAUCGCCAAUGAUAACACCAAGUUGAGCGGCGCCACAUCGGCGCUGAGUGUACCCCCCGGCGCAUCGGCGCGCUUGCCACUUUUUCAGCUUUCUAACAGAGAUGGCAAGGCGGUAAGUAUGGCGGUGCGCGCUUCUCUCUCACUACACCUUUGGCUUCAGCGACAGGAGGACAACAUUCCGUGGUUAUCACUGGUGCAUACUCCGCUCAGCAGCAGUGCGACUGGCUUGAAGCCAGCAGUUACUGCUCUACAAGUUGCUUCAGUUCAAGCAAGCAGCGGCGGUUUAGAUGAGGCCACCGGCGUUGCUACUGAGAAGACUACCGAGCGGCUGCCGGUGCCGCCCGUGGCUCUGCACGCGUGCACUAUCUCAGCUACCUCGCAUACGUCCCACUUUACCGAGUGCUCUACUGCGUCCCUCAUGCCGCCCAUGGCCGCAUUGUACAGUGUCAGCCUCAGUGGCUUCGGCGGCGGUAACAGCAAGUCAGCGAAGAACCCGCCUUUCAGGGAGAGUCCCGGUGGUUCCUGUGUGGUGCAGACGGCCGACAGCUCGCUUUUGGCUGUGCAGCAGGCGCCGCAGGUCCCCAACACAACACACCCGCAGCAUAAGAAAGCAUGCUCCUGCAGUGGGGACGGCGGCAGUGAAGUUGCUGUCGGUGCGGAAAACGAGGUAAAUACGACUGGCCAGAAGUCCCACGGCAAAGUCUGUAGCCCGGCCCUUGAGCACCCCAACGAAGAGACAGGGGAUGGACCCCCGCGGCCCUCCCUCGCUAGCUACUCACCGUGUGGAGUGAGAGAGAGAGAGGGUUUGAUGCACUGUGACGGCCAGCAGGCACCGCUGCCGAGAACGGCCGAGCUAGCGCUCUCAUCUGGGGUAGGUGGCACGGCGGCCUUCGAUGCAUCGAUGCAGGUGAGGAAGCUCAUGCCGAUGAAGACGGCCGUCUGCUUUUUGCCACCGACCACACACAGUGCAGCAGCGCCUAACACGGUCAGCGGAGAGACCAACGGUGGCGCAUCGAAUGUGGCUAGUGUGCCAACUGCUUGCUUGCCCAGCAGCGCGCAUGAUACGGUAGACGGCCAUUUCUGGGCCACCUCCGGCCCCAUGAUGGAAGACGGCGCGUCGCCCGUAUCAAAGACCCCCGGCGUCGCUACGAGGCCACUCGGAGACACUGUCGCAGGCGGUCGUAUCGCUGCCACUUCUCUGCUGCCGACGUCAGGGGUAGAGGGGGCGGUCGCUAUGAAGGAAGGUGAUAUGCCCGGGACUGAGUGCUGCGGCAACCGACCGACAAAGGGGUCUAAGUCUGUCAAGACAUUUCCCCUGGAGUGCGAGCCCGAUAGUGGCCUCAGCCCGUCUCCUGUGUCACGGCACAAUGGUGAAGAUGGCUGUGCUGUGGGUUCAGCAGUGUGCAGGCAGCCUGUGGACCCCUUAACGUUUCCAGUACCCGCAACCAGUGACUGCAUCAAUGCCCCAUUCGGUGCAAUGUUGUCCCUGCGAGACGACAGCGUGUCCUCCUCAAGGUCUCAACAUGCAAACCUGACCCCAACCGCAGCAGUAACCAAUAAUGAACCCGCCAACACCGAUCCACUGGGGAAGCCAACACGAGAUCGAGAGCCUACCAAGCUCUCUCUGCCGCCAUCGCGCACGACGGAGAGGCGCAAGCAUGCGAAAUCGUUGUCACGGCCCCUCCCAUCGAAGCGAGGCGGCAAGGCGCGGUCACAAAAUGCGAAGACCUUUAAGCAGCGAGGCACGUUUGAUACUUCGCGCCGCAGACAUGCCAGGCAGCAGGAACAGAAAGAAAAGUUAAGCCACUGCGAUGCGGACUUCUGCGGCGUCAUUUAG
This is a messenger RNA of Leishmania braziliensis MHOM/BR/75/M2904, 2685 nucleotides long. Its product is annotated as putative ras-like small GTPases. Gene Ontology annotation, biological process: signal transduction. Gene Ontology annotation, cellular component: plasma membrane. Gene Ontology annotation, molecular function: GTP binding; GDP binding; GTPase activity. Lineage: Eukaryota; Euglenozoa; Kinetoplastea; Trypanosomatida; Trypanosomatidae. The transcript has a single exon. The coding region runs from base 1 to 2685 and encodes 894 amino acids. The record is from RefSeq and is a predicted model, not a curated record.